UUAGUGACAUUUAUUACUGUAAACCUUUUGAGGAGGGACCUGAGCAGAGCAGGAACAGCUUUGAGCGUAGAGUAGUUUCAUGUAGGUCUGCCAUGCUGGCACCUCUUCUUCUUUCCCUGCUCCUGGCAUCAGGAAGUGAUGUCAAAGGGGAGGUGGAGGACAAGAAGCCUAACUUUGUCCUAAUGAUGGUGGACGACCUCGGGAUUGGGGACAUAGGUUGCUAUGGCAAUGAUACCAUCAGAACUCCCAACAUAGACAGACUGGCUUCAGAGGGAGUAAAACUGACCCAGUACAUCGCAGCAGCUCCUCUCUGCACGCCAAGCCGGGCCGCUCUGAUGACAGGCCGCUAUCCACUUCGUUCAGGGAUGGCCAGCCCAGGCCGUGUCCAGGUACUGCUGUUUCUCGGAGGUUCAGGGGGACUUCCACCUAAUGAGACUACCUUUGCUAAGAGGCUGCAGCAACAGGGAUACACCACCGGCCUAGUCGGUAAAUGGCACCAGGGUGUGAACUGUGAAUCCAGAGGUGAUCACUGUCAUCACCCAAACCAGCAUGGUUUCAGCUAUUUCUAUGGCCUGCCAUUCACCCUUUUUAACGACUGCGUUCCCGGGGAGGGCAGCGAUGUGCUGGUGGAUCUUCAACUUGCACUCCAACAUCUAACCCUACUGCUUGGACUGGGACUUCUUACAAUGGUGUGUGUCCGUCUAUGUGGGCUCCUUGAAGUUAGCCUGUGGCUACUGGUGCUACUUUUCUUUGUCAGCACAGUAGCAGCAGCUGUGUGGUAUGUCCCCUUUGGGCUUCUUCGAACCUGGAACUGCAUCAUUAUGAGGAACCAAGAUGUGAUAGAACAGCCCUUGACAGUGGAGACACUGUCCCAAAGACUGCUGGCAGAAGCACAGAAUUUCAUAAAGAGGAAUGCUGAUCGUCCGUUCCUCCUCUUCUUCUCUUUGGCUCAUGUCCACACGCCCCUGUUCACAACGCCUGCCUUUGCUGGAAAGAGCCGCCACGGUCGCUAUGGCGACAACCUAGAAGAAGUGGACUGGAUCAUUGGUAAAAUAACGGAAACGGUGGAUUCACUCGGCCUGGCCAACAAUACCUUCAUGCAUUUUACUUCAGACCAUGGUGGGCAUUUAGAAGAUUCUGAUUCUCUUAUCGGCCAGAAAGGAGGCUGGAACAGUAUAUAUAAAGGUGGGAAAGCAAUGGGAGGUUGGGAAGGGGGGAUCAGGGUCCCUGGUAUUUUUCGCUGGCCUGGCAGACUGGCAGCAGGGAGAGUAGUUGAUGAGCCUACGAGCCUCAUGGAUCUCUACCCCACCCUGAAAUACUUAGCAAAGGACACCCACCCAGAUAGACAGUUAGAUGGCUAUAACCUCAUGCCACUGCUGGAGGGGAAAGCUGCACGAUCAGAGCAUGAAUUCAUGUUCCACUACUGCGGUGUGUACCUGAAUGCGGUGCGGUGGCAUCCACCUGAUAGCAACUCCAUCUUCAAGGUGCAUUUUUUCACGCCAAACUUCUUUCCGCCGGGCGCUGGGGGGUGCUAUGACACUAGGGUUUGCCUGUGUCAUGGCCAACAUGUGACCCACCAUAACCCACCGCUGCUGUACGACCUUUUCCACGACCCCUCGGAGUCCCGACAGCUGACCCCUGAGACUGAGCCUCGAUACGCUGAAAUCCUCCAGCAGAUUGCCAAAGCCGUAGAGAAACAUAAGAGCACCUUUCCAAGUAAAGAGGGAUCUGAUGACGUUCAAGUUCAACCCAACACAAUUCAAAACCAAAUGAGCUGGGAAAAGAUUUUGUGGAGACCCUGGCUGCAGCCGUGCUGUGGGACCUUCCCUUUUUGUGGGUGCAAGGAAGACAAAAACAUUUAAAAAUAGGUUUCGGGUUAGUGAAGUUCUUCCUUGCUGACAUAUGUCUGCAGGUUUACUGCUUAAAAAAUUAAAAAAAUUAAACUAAUUUACAUAUUAGUUAAAUUUUUUAAUAGUUUUUUUUUUUUUUAUUAUCGUCAUUUGACAAAAGUGAACCAUGUAUUUGGAAUUUGAGCAUUUCAGGCUGUGCAAUCAUUCUGUAUGGAAGCUUUUUGAUUUGAAACCUUGUCCCAAUCAAUUUGUUUUAGAAAUAAUGUGACUAUGACUAUGUUUCUAUCACUAAGAGAAAUUAAAAAAGAGAGUAAAUUAA
Messenger RNA from Poecilia latipinna (sailfin molly), 2169 nucleotides. It is a transcript of the gene arsh, whose product is annotated as arylsulfatase H. NCBI's taxonomy places the organism in Eukaryota, Metazoa, Chordata, Actinopteri, Cyprinodontiformes, Poeciliidae. Gene Ontology annotation, molecular function: arylsulfatase activity. The transcript is spliced from 11 exons. The record is from RefSeq and is a predicted model, not a curated record. Bases 93 to 1862 code for a protein of 589 amino acids.